AUGGCAGGUAACAGAGUGGUUAUUACCGGAAUUGGGUUGGUCACUCCCCUUGGUCUAGGCGCUGCUCAUAACUUUAGUCGCUUGGUCAAUGGCGCCAGUGGCCUAGUAUCCACUGCGUCUUUAAAUGUGUCCGAGGAAUCCAAAAGUUUGUACUCUCAAAUCCCCAGCAAGAUUGUGGGUGUAGUCCCCGAAGGUCCCAUAUCCCAGGGAAAAUUUGAUAUCAAAGACCACAACAUUAAGGAUUCUCGGCGUUUAGGAAAAUUCUCGCAAUACGCUCUUGUGGCAGCCGCGGAAGCCCUUGACGAUGCUCAAUGGCAUCCAGAACACGAUUCCCCUGAGGUUUAUGAUACCGGGGUGAUGGUUGGUUCGUGCAUUGGCUCAUUUGAGGACGUUUACAACAACGCUACAUCAUUCCAUGAUCGUGGGUAUCGUCGUAUUGCCCCGCUAUUUGUACCAAAAUAUUUGAAUAACAUGGCCAGUGGUGCAGUUGCCAUGCAUUUUGGCUUUAAAGGUCCUUUACACAGCGUUUCUACUGCUUGUGCUACUGGUUCCAAUGCUUUAGGUGAUGCCUGGAGAUUUGUGAAAGAUGGGUAUUGCGAUAUAGCGGUUGCUGGUGCCACAGAAGCAGUGGUCCAUCCCUUGGCCUUGGCGGGUUUUGCAAGAGCAAAAUCUACGACCACUAGCUUUAAUGAUGAUCCAUCUAAAGCAUCUCGCCCAUUCGAUAAACAAAGAAGUGGUUUUGUAUUAAGUGAAGGAUCGGGGAUUUUGGUAAUGGAAACUUUAGAACAUGCCUUGGCCAGAGGGGUAAAGAAAAUUUAUGGUGAAAUUGUUGGUUAUGGGAUGUCAAGUGAUGCUUACCACAUUACUACUCCUUCUGAGAACGGUAAAGGAGCAGCCAGAGCUAUGAGAUGUGCGCUAAAGACCGCUGGAAUAACCCCUGAUAAAAUUGAUUAUAUCAAUGCCCACGCAACAUCCACACAAUUAGGAGAUCGUGCAGAGAAUCAGGCUAUCAAAUCUAUUUUUGAGGAUUAUAAGCACAAGCUUGUAGUGGGAAGUAAUAAGGGUGCCAUUGGUCAUUUGUUAGGGGCAGCAGGUGCGGUCGAGGCAGCGUUUGCAUUGUUGAGUAUGAAGCAUGGAGUCGUUCCCCCAACUUUGAACUGCGAGACCCCCGGGGAUCCAGAAAACGAUAAAGAUUAUAUCUUCAAUUACGCGGCAAAUGAGAAAGUGGAAAAAAAUAUAGAGUAUGCCUUGAGUAACAGUUUUGGCUUUGGCGGGGUGAAUGCUUCAUUGGUAUUCAAGAAGUUCAAUGAUAUAUUAUAG
This is a messenger RNA of Saccharomycopsis crataegensis, 1320 nucleotides long. RefSeq names its product fatty acid synthase CEM1 (gene CEM1). Lineage: Eukaryota; Fungi; Ascomycota; Saccharomycetes; Ascoideales; Saccharomycopsidaceae. Bases 1 to 1320 code for a protein of 439 amino acids. Gene Ontology annotation, biological process: fatty acid biosynthetic process. The transcript has a single exon. The record is from RefSeq and is a predicted model, not a curated record. Gene Ontology annotation, molecular function: 3-oxoacyl-[acyl-carrier-protein] synthase activity. Gene Ontology annotation, cellular component: mitochondrion.